GUUCAAGUUAAUCAGACAUCUUCAUUUCUGAACUAGAAACAUGAAUAAUGAACAAGACAAGUAAAUGACAAAAAUCUGAUAAAUGGGAUAAAAGUGACAAAUAAAAAUAAACUAUAAAUACGAAAAUUUCUUGGCGGAUAAAUGAACGGGAUUUACCGGUGUGAAGUUCAACCACACCCUGGUACACACAGAACAGUCGGCCCUGAUGUGGUGGACACUUUUUACCUGACCCUCAUCCUGUCACAUAUUAACCUUGUAACCUGAUAAUGUUGCAGAAUUCGGGGAGACAAAGCGAGUGUCAGGGAGAAUAGAAAAUAAUUUCACUGACUUGUGGAUCGAGAAAAAAUAUCUGGAAAAGUUCGAAGACAAGAGACAAGAUCUGAGUGAGAAGGAAAAAAAAGAUAGCAAUGCUCGGUGAAGAUGGAGAGAACAGCGCUUUCUCCUCCACCAAGGAGGCUGCGGAGGAGCGGCGGAAGUCUCCACCCGUGAACGGAGAAGAUCUGAGCGCCCGGAGCAGGUACUCCGAACCCGAGGUGACCUCUGACCGAUACUACGUUCCUCCAACUGUUUCCAAGCAGAGUCCUGAGACAGUCAGUCCCUGCUCGUUUUUUCCCUACCCGCCUAGAGGAACGGUUUACACACCACCCGGCGCCCCCGGCAGUUACCCGUCAUCCCUCCACCUGGGAUCCGUGUUGCCCUCAGCGGGCUUUUCUCCCACUGCUGCCGGACGCAGUCACUUCAGUUCUGCCUACCAGUUCGGACAGAGCCCCGGCUGUAUCUACCCACCCUACACCGGCUCGGGGUCAGCGAUCGGCGGCAUGACUUUAACCACAGCCACCCCGGGAGCCAGGGCCCAGGUGUACCUGUGCAACAGACCGCUGUGGCUCAAGUUCCACCGGCACCAGACGGAGAUGAUCAUCACCAAGCAGGGCAGGCGGAUGUUUCCAUUUCUGAGCUUUAACAUCGCUGGUCUGAGUCUGACUGCCCACUACAACGUGUUCGUGGAGGUGGUUCUGGCGGAUCCGAACCACUGGAGAUUCCAAGGUGGAAAGUGGGUCACAUGUGGGAAAGCGGACAACAGCAGCCAAGGGAACAAAAUGUAUAUUCACCCGGAAUCUCCAAAUACAGGCGCUCAUUGGAUGAGGCAGGAAAUCUCCUUCAGCAAACUCAAACUGACCAACAACAAAGGGGCCAGUCACAGUACUUCACAGAUGGUCGUGCUCCAGUCGCUGCAUAAAUACCAGCCCAGGCUCCACAUCGUGGAGAUGACGGAGGAGGGAGUAGAGGACGUGAACCCUGACCUUAAGACUCAGAGCUUUACUUUUCCAGAGACACAGUUCAUUGCUGUCACUGCCUACCAGAACACAGAUAUCACACAGCUGAAAAUUGACCACAACCCUUUUGCCAAAGGAUUCAGAGAUAAUUAUGAUUCGAUGUACACAGCUCCAGAGAACGACCGCCUCACACCUUCACCAAAUGACUCUCCACGCUCCCACCAAAUCGUUCCCGGUGCACGCUAUACCAUGCAGCCCCUCUUCCAGGACCAGUUUGUCAACAACCUCCCCCAGAAUCGCUUCUAUAACAGUGAGAGAGCAGUGCCGCAGACCAACAGCCUCCUCUCGCCUCAGUCUGAGGAUGGAGCGUCUCAGAGAUGGUUUGUCACCUCCAUGCAGCAGGGAGGAAACAGCACUAACACCAACAAUAAGCUAGAUCUGACACCCUACGAGAGUGAAUACUCCAGCACGCUGAUUCCGUAUGGUAUUAAGUCCCUGUCCAUGCAAACAUCCCAUGCUCUGAGUUACUACACAGACUCUCCUUUCAACACCAUGUCGGCCGGAUGGGGGUCAAGAGCAGCAUACCAGAGAAAAGUUACCCCCAGUUUGCCCUGGUCCCCUAGACCCAGUCCUGCUGCAGGUUUCCCUGAAGACUCAGUCAAAGCUAAGCAACAGAUAGAGGAGGAUGUGAAUGACAGUGGAGGUCUGAUCUCCUCGUGGACAGAAUCUCAGUCGUUGGCUCUAACCCAGGACAAGGCUGAUUCUUAUGGCAUGGCCUGCAAACGCAGGAGAUUGUCUCUCAGUGGCUCCGGCUCAGUGGACUCAGCAGCUGAUGUUAAAUGUGAAGACUUGGCCUCAAUUGCUAGCAACAGUAGUUCCUACAGCAAAGAACCACCUACAUCUAAAGCCAUGGCAGCGUACUAUUCCUUUUACACCACCCCUUGAAUCCUUGGUUUGUUAGUAUCUGUUAAGUUGUUUGUUUACAAUCAUUUUGUAAAUGUGAAGGCAGAUUUUGUUUUGGUGUUAAUUUUCUCAUAUGUUGUGCUAAAAUGAUGAAACAGAUUUUUCUUUAACUUUAAAAAAUUAAAUAGUACAUGUGGAAAAUGACACCUCAGAUAUUUACCUUGGCUUUAUGUAUGUUUUCUUGUUACAUAAAUUGUUGUAUUUGGCUCUACAUUGAGAUAUUGUGUUUUAGAAAAUAAUUUAUUGGUUGAAAGCCGAGUGAAAUGGAACCUGUGUAAUAAUACUGUGGUUCUCUGAUGAUUUCACCUUUGUUUGAUAAUAAAAUGAAUACCUUUCCUGUGGAAUGCUUGGGUGGUCAUAUUUUGUGUGAACGUAAACACACCAUGUCCUUGUCCAUGUUGAAAUAAAUAAAUAAUAAUACAUUAUUUGUCAUUGUAUAUGUUCCGGCCAAUAGCUAAGUGAGUAUUGUAGAUGUAUUUUAUCUUUGUUUCUACAUGUGCCACAUCACAUCCAUACAAUGUCCUAAAAUAAUACUUUUCAUAAUUGCAAUCCUGUAAAUAAAUAAUAAAAUUCAACUAAACAAACACGGGAUUUCAUUCCACUAUCCAUAGAUAAUAUAACCUAAGUGCAAUUACUGUACUGUAUCUUCCGGCAAAUAAAUUUGUUCUUGUGGAGUCUGACGGCCUCUAGUGGUAAAUUAUAUG
Messenger RNA from Cynoglossus semilaevis (tongue sole), 2941 nucleotides. Its product is annotated as eomesodermin. The coding region runs from base 408 to 2219 and encodes 603 amino acids. The transcript has 6 exons. Gene Ontology annotation, molecular function: DNA-binding transcription factor activity, RNA polymerase II-specific; RNA polymerase II cis-regulatory region sequence-specific DNA binding. Gene Ontology annotation, biological process: mesoderm formation; CD8-positive, alpha-beta T cell differentiation involved in immune response; endodermal cell fate specification. Gene Ontology annotation, cellular component: chromatin; nucleus. Lineage: Eukaryota; Metazoa; Chordata; Actinopteri; Pleuronectiformes; Cynoglossidae. The record is from RefSeq and is a predicted model, not a curated record.